AUGAAAAUCAUGAGAGCUAUGGGAACAUUUAUCCCUAAUAAAUCACACAAAUUUCCAAAGGACGGAAAAUUGCUGAUUUUUUCGACAGAUUUGUUUAAAACGAUGAACUUUUUCACUGGUGUUGGAGUAUUAGGACAGAUAGGAAGUUUAGCUUAUUUUCAGUUGGUGAAUCCAUCUUAUUUUUCUAUAGCUAUAUUUGGGAUAAGUUUAUGAGGCAGCAUUUGGUCUUGAAGAGAGGCAAAUUAUGCGGUGGAAGAUGUUAAACUUUUAACGGAUGGAAAAAUAAUUGAAAUAAGAACAUGCAGCUUUAGAAAGAAGUAUAAAAUCAUAUAUUUGCCAAUUAUUGAUAUUAAAGGAAGCCAAGAUAAAGGCUAUUAUUAUCUCUUUCAUAAUAAGUGUCGAUAUUGGUUGGAUAAUAGUGGAACUAUAUUCCACAAAGAUUUAUUUGACGCAAUACUUAAAGGAUCAGAAAUUAGCACAACACUAUUCAUUAAAGAAUUUAGGAAUUACUAA
Blepharisma stoltei is the source of this 513-nucleotide messenger RNA. Lineage: Eukaryota; Ciliophora; Heterotrichea; Heterotrichida; Blepharismidae. The record is from the annotation of a GenBank genome assembly.